Messenger RNA from Paramecium tetraurelia, 1266 nucleotides. RefSeq lists its product as uncharacterized. Gene Ontology annotation, molecular function: protein binding. The record is from RefSeq and is a predicted model, not a curated record. NCBI's taxonomy places the organism in Eukaryota, Ciliophora, Oligohymenophorea, Peniculida, Parameciidae. The transcript is spliced from 5 exons.
AUGUAAUGGAAAAAUUAUGCAAGGAAACUGGAAACAUUAAUAAUAUACAAAAAGAGAAGCAAAGACUUCUCUAAUGAUUUCAAAAGAUCAUUCUGGUUUAGCUUCAGGAUUCAAAUAUUCGCAGAAAUAAUAAUUUAUAAGCAUUUCUUAUUUCCAUUAAAUAAAUUAAUAAUAUUUCAACAAAAUUAGGAGAUGAAUUAGACAGAAGGUUUUCACAGAUCGAGAUUUAUAAAUUACCAUUCAGAUUGUUUCGAUUGUUUAGUAUGCUAACAUGUCGCUCGUGACCCUAAGGAAUGUAGUGAAUGCGGGCAAGUUUAUUGUAUGUCUUGUGUGCCUAAUUAAUGUAUUAAUUGUGAAACUCCUAGGUAGAUAGAUUAAAUGGCAAGAGUUUAAAAAAAAAUAUAUGAUGAUUUAGUAUUGAAAUGUUAAUUCUGUGAACUUUUAGUAAAAGUAAACUUAAUUGAAAAACAUGAAGAGGAGUGUAAUAAAUAUUGUGCAAAUUUUGAAUGCUGCGGGAAUUUAAUAACAAAAGAAAAUAAAGAAAAAUUUUGUGAUACCAUAUGUCAAUUAUUUAAUCUUGUGUAAAAAUCAGGUAGCAGAUAAGAGAUCUAUGAACACUUAAAAAAUGUUUCUUAAUAGAAUAUUGUCAUAUCCUCAAGAAUACCGAGAAGCAUCGAAUCUUCUAUUAGUUCAUCUUUAAUUAUUUCCAAUAGAUGGGAUAGCUAAAGGAAGGCCACUAAUAUCAAACUCUCAGAUGGAGAUUAGAAAGCAUUCCAUGAAGAUAUAUCACACAUGUUCAGAUCAGUCAUAGCAAAAUAUGGCUAUUCGUCGGGAAUAGCGUAUUGGGAAAUUGAAGCUGACGAUAGAAAUGAAAGUGAAUUAAAAAUUGGUGUUACAACAAACAGAGACUUUAACUUUAAUACAACCUUUUGUGAUCAUGAAUUUGGUUGGGCUUUUUAUGCAUUAGGAUCUUUACGCCAUAAUAAUAGUAAUACCGGUCCCGGAUUUGGUAGGAGAUUAAAAAAUGGAGUGUUUGGAGUUUGUUUAAAUAUGAAUUAAGGACAAUUGAUGUUCAGUUGGAACGGAGAAUACUUGGGUUGUGCAUAUAAAGAUGAAAAGUUAAAAACUGGACCUAUUUAUCCUGCAGUGGCCUUACUGAAUGUUGCUGGUUGUAAAAUCACAAGUGGAAAACCUGUUCCACCCGUAUUCUAAUUAUGAUAAACAUAUUAUUAGUAAUUUUCAAUUUAAUAGGUUCUACUGAUAAAA